This is a messenger RNA of Daldinia caldariorum, 663 nucleotides long. Its product is annotated as tropomyosin-1. The transcript is spliced from 2 exons. NCBI's taxonomy places the organism in Eukaryota, Fungi, Ascomycota, Sordariomycetes, Xylariales, Hypoxylaceae. The record is from RefSeq and is a predicted model, not a curated record. Bases 35 to 499 code for a protein of 154 amino acids.
UGAUGUUAACACGUGUCUUUAAAAAUAAAAGAGAAUGAACCAGCUCCGUCUGGAGGCUGACGAAUCCGCUGCCAAAGUCGAGGAGUUGCAGACCAAGGUCAAGGCUCUCGAGCAGGAAAACCUCGCCAAGGAGCAAGAGAUCACCUCGCUCUCCCACAAGAACGGUCUUCUCGAAACCGAGAACGAGAAGCUCGAUACCACCAUUAAGGAGCUAAAGAAGACGGCCGAUGAGGGCUUGCAACAUGGUACGCACAACGAAACCCUGCAACGAAGACUCCAGCUGCUUGAGGAAGAAGCCGAGGAGGCAGACAAGACCCUCCGUGAGACAAAUGAGAAGCUCCGCCAAACUGACGUAAAAGCCGGCCAUUUUGAGCGCAAGGUACAGGCGUUGGAGAACGAGCGGGACCAGUGGGAACAGAAGUACGAGGAGAUGUCCAAGAAGUACCAGGCUCUCCAGAAGGAGUUGGAGGACCUCCAGGCCGAAAUCAGCAACAUCUAGAUUUAGGGCGGUAUUGCGUGCGUCGAAACCGGUGUCGCGAGACGUCGAGGCUGUGCCUUAGAGGCCGAGGAUUUCCUUUUCUUACCAGCACUGGCACUAUGUCAGCUUACACGGCGAGCACCUGCUUGAUCGACCGACCUUACCGACAAUUUUUGAGAGUGGCG